This is a messenger RNA of Aspergillus steynii IBT 23096, 1975 nucleotides long. Its product is annotated as DNA cytosine methyltransferase. Bases 236 to 1927 code for a protein of 563 amino acids. The record is from RefSeq and is a predicted model, not a curated record. The transcript is spliced from 2 exons. Gene Ontology annotation, molecular function: methyltransferase activity. Gene Ontology annotation, cellular component: nucleus. NCBI's taxonomy places the organism in Eukaryota, Fungi, Ascomycota, Eurotiomycetes, Eurotiales, Aspergillaceae.
UCCUCAGGAUUCUUCAGUCAGAUUCAGCUCUCUUCAUCCUAUCUAGAGCCUGAUUUCUUCUCUAUUGACAUGGUCUUCUCCCUGCCAAGCCCCUGAUCAUCACACAUCUUACCUCAUCCUUCCCUCUGGAUUUCAUCCCAUCCUGAGUAGGAUCCCCGAAUUAAAGGAUAAUCGUCUAUUAUACCCUCCUUUUACUCUCAAUCAUUGAUCGACAUUCUCAUUUCCCCGCUCAAAAAUGAACGUAAUCGAGAUCAUCGAUGAUGGCCAGCUCGAGACCAGAGAUGACCGCAGCGAGACAAUUGAUUUCGAAGACGGGGAUUCUGUCCGCCAAGUUGUCGAUCUAACAGAAGAUGAGGUACUCUCGCUCACCGAAGACGACUACUUAACAGAUGCCGGCUUUGAACAACUGCUCUUAGGCUGGGGAUCGGAAACCCGGACCGGCGCAGCAAACGCUCAAAGAACAGACGAGGUUUGCGUUGACGGCAUCCUAUACCGCACAGGCCAGUCUCUUCAGCUCUCGCGCGGAAGAUACCUACGAAUCCGCUCAGUUAUUCAAUACUCUGAUGGGGAGAUCUUUUUUCAAGGCUGGAACAUGAUAAAGACCCGCAGACAUGUUGAAAUUUAUAUCCCUAAAGGCGGAAACUGGGAGCACGAGCUACUGUGGCUUGAGAAUGCAAACGAUGAACAGAUUAGUUUAACGGAAGUGCAAAAGAUCGUGACAAUCCAUUUCACUAAUUACUGCGAUAUCGCGAGCGACCCCCACAGAGGUUUGAUCUGUCGCCUGAAGGAGAGGAGGCUGAGCAAGAGUCAAGCCUCAGUCCAAUACAUCUCAGCCCAUGAAGCCGAUGAAGGGUUUAGAUGGCAGCCCAGAGACCUGCGUAACCUGUGGAGGGGUGAAACCCGCCCUUUUGGAGAUGCCGUCAGAUUUACCGAGAAGUUCUCCCAAGGCGUGGCCGAUAGUUUAAUGGAACCAGGCGAUGCAGAUGAAGACACGAAAAGAGCCCGUUGGUAUACAUUUGGUGACGGCUUCUGCGGCGCUGGAGGAGUCUCCUGCGGUGCCAAUCAGGCAGGACUAGAAAUCAAGUGGGCAUUUGAUGCGUCCCAUCACGCAACAACUACAUAUCGACUGAAUUUUGAAAAUGCAGUAUGCGAGCUAGGUACCAUCGAUUCUUUCCUCACUAAUUACAAGCAUUUCCAGAAGGUCGAUGUCAGCCACGGAUCUCCGCCUUGCCAGACAUUUUCGCCAGCUCACACGAGGGAGGGCCAGAAUGACGAUAAGAAUUCAGCGUGCAUCUUCUCUUGUUCAGACCUGAUAAAGACAGCCAAACCAAGAGUCCACACAAUGGAAGAAACUGCCGGUCUUUUUAAUCGACAUAAAGAGACUUUUGAUCGUGUUAUCUUGGACUUUAUCGAGAUAGGAUACUCGGUGCGGUGGGGAAUUUUGAACUGCGCAAGUUAUGGAAUCCCUCAGUCUCGGAAAAGACUGGUGAUCAUUGCUUCGGGGCCUGGAGAAGUACUUCCAAUGUUUCCAGAACCCACACAUGGUCCUGGGCUAAAGCCAUGGACCACUAUCAACCAGGCAAUCGGUCACAUUCCUAUCCGAGCCCCUGACCACAAUAUUCAAGCAGCUUCCGCCGGUUGGGCCCCAAGGAUGCCAUAUGACGGAAAUGGACAGGCAAACACGAUUACUUGUGGGGGUGGAGACGCGAACAAGAAUUACCACCCCUCUGGUGAACGACGAUUUACCAAGCGCGAAUUCGCCUGUCUCCAAACUUUUCCACUGGGGUUUCGCUUCGGACCUGUCCAGACUCUCAGGCAGAUAGGAAACGCCGUUCCUCCGGCGCUCGCCCGGGUUUUAUAUGGGGAGAUCAUCCGGUCACUGCAGCAAACGGACGAGGUUGAGAUGCGACAGCUACGGGAGGGCUGAAAUUCCUGUGUCUGCAAUGGAUUGAUUCAGGGCGAAUGGAAUGCGGCG